Messenger RNA from Diaporthe citri, 2496 nucleotides. RefSeq lists its product as uncharacterized. The transcript is spliced from 8 exons. NCBI's taxonomy places the organism in Eukaryota, Fungi, Ascomycota, Sordariomycetes, Diaporthales, Diaporthaceae. The record is from RefSeq and is a predicted model, not a curated record. The coding region runs from base 1 to 2496 and encodes 831 amino acids.
AUGUGUCCCGAAUGCUCAAAGGCGGGAAAGCCCCUCACGAUCGAGACGACAGACCUCAAACUCCCCGGCAAGGGCGAGGUCCUCGUCAAGGUCGAAGCAUGCGGCGUGUGCUUCUCCGACAUAUCAUCGGCCGGGUGGCACGGCGGGCACGACGGCCAGUGCAAGGCCUGCAAGAAGGGCUGGCAACAGAUGUGUGACAACCAGGUCGUCAACGGCGAGACCAAGAACGGAGGCUACGCAGAGUAUUGCAUCCUCCGCGCCGAGGCCACCGCGCGUGUGCCCGAGCACGUGGACGCUGCGGCGUACGCGCCCAUCCUCUGCGCUGGCAUGACCGUCUUCAACUCGCUCCGGCACACGAACCUGGCACCAGGUGACACGGUCGCCGUGCAGGGCCUCGGCGGGCUCGGCCACCUGGCCAUCCAGUACGCCAGCCGCACGGGCUACCGCGUCGUCGCCAUCUCGCGGGGAUCCGACAAGGAGAAGUUUGCGCGCCAGCUCGGCGCGCACGAGUACAUAGACGCGGGCAAGGAGGACCCGGGCCAGGCGAUACAGCGAUUGGGGAGAGCGAGCCUUGCGAUGGCUACGGCACCGACUGCUGAUUCCAUUACACCUUUACUGAGCGGGCUUGGUAUCCUGGGCAAGUUGCUCGUCUUGUCAGUGCCGGGGGAUCUCACUGUGAACACCGGUGUAAUGCUCAAGUACGCAGUCUCGGUGCAGUGCUGGCCGUGUGGUCAUGCCUAUGACUCUGAAGACACUAUCGCGUUCACGGAGCAGCAGAGAAUCAACUGCAUGAUUGAGAAAUUCCCACUCGUCAAAGCGAAUGACGCCUUCACUGUGGAAAGAGUCGACGGCAAGGGCAAGAUCCAGAGGCAGAAGACGUACAGCCUGUACGAGGACGAUAUUGAGGUCUUUUAUUCUGCUGUAGACAAAAUUCAAGACCAGGUCGUCGUUGGCGCAUACGUGUCCUUCUUCGAGCUCGGGAUGGACUCUCUACAAGUCCUGCGGAUGACGACGGAGAUGCGUGUACAGCUUGAAAUAAUGGGCGGCUACCCACAGCAGAGACUGGAGAGGUUGUCGCCAAAAUUCAUCUAUGCGCAUCACAGCCUGAGCCGGCUGAGUAGCUUCUUUCUUUGGCCAUGUGGUGAUGCUGUCAAGGAAAUGUCCCACCCCAGGGGCAGCAGCUAUCAGAGCGGAGGAUCAGCUUCUUCUUCUGAAGACAUACCCCCCACGACCCAGAUGCAGACGAUUCUAGAUGAGUACGCGGCAGGACUGCCGCAUCCCAGGCUGUAUCAUCCAGGAGAGAGCCCAUACCAUUCGACAUCAGCAGAUUCCCAAGCGAAGAACAUGACGGUCCUGCUCACGGGCAGCACGGGCUCGCUGGGUUCAUAUCUACUAGAGGAGCUCUGUCACAACGGUCGGGUGUCCAAGAUCGUCUGUCUAAACCGGAGCCUGGAUGCCGCGAAACGACACGCUUCGAUGAUACAGUCGCGAGGCCUCAACGCGCUUGAUCCUUCCCGAGUGCUUUUCUACAAAGCAGAUCUUUCCAAGAGACAGCUUGGACUUGCGGAAGGUAUCUACGAGCAACUUCUCCGGACUGUGACGCACAUAAUACACAACCAGUGGCCCGUGAACUUCAACUGGUCCCUAGCGAGCUUCGCGCCGUACAUAGCCGGCGUGCGUAACCUCGCCGAAAUGGCCCUGCAUUCCAGACACGACGCCUUCCUCCUGUUCGUCUCGAGCGUCUCGUCUGUCGGCGGUUGGAACAAGAGCGAGGCGGGGCAGAGUCCGGCUCUGCCGCCCGAGGAUCCCGUCAGCAACCUGGGCCAGUCGGCCAACAUUGGCUAUGCCCAGUCCAAGCUAAUCGCAGAAUGCCUCCUCGACCAGGCAGCCGCGAAGUCCCGUCUUCGAUUGUCGUCAUCGCACAUGGGCGUGUUCCCUACCAGCUUUCCAUCACGAGACCGCAUCGACUGGAUCCCCGUCGACAAGCUCGCGAGAGUCCUGGUCGAGAUCAUGCACUGGGCCUCGUCGGCCACUGAUCGGCACGGGGAUUGCGCCGCCGCUGGAGCACAAGUGUACCAUGUGGUCAACCCACAGGUGCGGUCAUGGGAAGCGGACCUGGCACCUGCCAUGCUCUCCGCCUUCCGAGCCGGGAACUAUCCGGUGCGAGGUGUCCCGUUUCCCACGUGGGUCGACGAAUUAGCCCGCGUCUCGCAAACGUACACGUCAUCCCAUGACGGCAGUGGCCAGGGGGGACUUGGCAGUGAGAGCGUGCUCUUGGAGCGCCGUGUUCCUGCCAUCAGGCUUCUGGACUUCUUCCUCGACAUAGCUGCUGGGGACGAGCGCGAGAAAUGCGAAGAAAGAUCGCGGGCUCUAACGUCAGAAAAGGCCGAGAGGGCGAGCAAGACAUUGCGAGAGCUGGGCGCAAUUAGGAGAGAAUGGAUCGAUAAUUGGCUAGAGCAAUGGGGCAUCAAGUCGACCUGGUUGAAGUUAUGUUAG